GUUGGUGUCCUUACCGACAUUUUCUCCUACUUGUGCUGUGUUUUCUCCACAAAGAUCUUCUGAGAAAGAAAUCUUGAAGAGGAGGUGAAAGAAAAAAUGGCCAGUUCUCAGGGACUGCUGACAUUCGAGGACGUGGCCAUAGAAUUCUCUCAGGAAGAGUUAAUAUACCUGAACUACAGUCAACGCGAACUAUACAGGGAUGUGAUGUUAGAGAACUACGGACACCUCCUUUUCUUAGGUCUUGUUGUGUCAAAGCCAGACCUGGUCAUCUUUUUGGAACACAAGAAGGGUGCCUGGGCCGUGGAGAGAAAGGAGACAGUAGCUACACACCCAGCUGUAUUUUCACCUGGCACCCAGACAUUCCUGCCAAAGUCAUGCAUUGAAGCUUUUUCCCAGAAAGUGUCAAUGAGUAGAUACAAACAUAGUUCACCUGAGAAUGUACACUUAUUGACAGACUGGAACAAGGGUAGGGAGAGUGAAGGACACCAAAGAUAUCUGGGGACUCCUUUUCCAGAGAACGAUGAUGAAUGUAAUAAAUAUGGGGAAGCCUUUUAUCAAAGCGCCAAUCUUAUUACACACAGGAGUAUCCCUAAGGGAGAGAAUCUUUAUAAAUACAUUGAAUGUGAGAAAAUUCUUAACCAGUCUUCCAAUGUUGUUGAUCAGAGGGUUCAUGUGGGAAGAAACCAUUACAGAUAUAAUAAUCCUGGGAACAUGUUUAGUCAUUCAUCAAGACUAAGCACACAUAAGACAACUGGCACUGGAGAGGAAAGUUAUAUAGGUAAUGAAUGUGGAAAAGCCUUUGACCACCAACAAAUACAUACUGGACAGAAACCUUACAAAUGUGAAGAAUGUGGCAAGACCUUUAAAUUCUGCUCAACCCUUACUCAACAUAAGUUAACUCAUAUUGGAGAGAAACCUUUCCAAUGUAAGGAAUGUGGCCAUGUCUUUAAACGGCUCUCAACCUUUACAGAACAUCACAGAAUUCAUAGUGGAGUGAAACCUUACCAAUGUAAUGAAUGUGGCAAAGCCUUUAACCGGCACUCAUCCCUUACAAGACAUCAAAGAAUUCAUACUCGAGAGACACCUUACAAGCGUAAGGAAUGUGGUAAGGCCUUUAUUCAUUCACAACCCUCUGAACAUCAAAAAAUUCGUACUGAGGAGAAACCUUACAAAUGCCAACAAUGUGGCAAGUCCUUUAACAGGUCCUCAGACUUUAUUCCACAUCACAGAAUUCAUACUGGAGAGAAACCUUACCAAUGCAAAGAAUGUGGCAAGACCUUUAACUGGCCCGCAUCCCUUAGGGUACAUCACAGAAUUCAUACUGGAGAGAAACAUUACCAAUGUAAAGAGUGUGGCAAGGCCUUUACCCACCUCUCAAGCCUUACCAACCAUCACAGAAUUCAUACUGGAGAGAAACUUUACCAAUGUAAUGAAUGUGGCAAGGCCUUUAGGUACUUCUCAACCUUUACACAACAUCGCGGAAUUCAUACUGGAGUGAAACCUUACAAAUGUAAAGAAUGUGGUAAAGCCUUUAACUGGCACUCAGCCCUUAAGACACAUCAAAGAAUUCAUAGUGGAGAGAAACCUUACCAAUGUAAAGAAUGUGGCAAGGCCUUUUCCCGCCAGGCACAUCUUAAUGUACAUCACAGAAUUCAUAGUGGACAGAAACCUUAUGAAUGUAAAGAAUGUGGCAAGGCUUUUAGCUACAUCUCAAACUAUACACAACAUCACAGAAUUCAUAUUGGAGUGAAACCUUACAAAUGUCAAGAGUGUGGCAAGGCCUUUUACCGCCAGGCAUAUCUUAAUGUACAUCACAGAAUGCAUAGUGGAGAGAAACCUCACAAAUGUCAAGAAUGUGGCAAGACCUUUAACCAGCAUUCAACCCUUAGAGAACAUCAAGGAAUUCAUACUGGACAGAAACCUUACCAAUGUAAAGAAUGCGGCAAAGCCUUUAACUGGCAAUCGGCCCUUAAACGACAUCACAGAAUUAUAGUGGAGAGAAACCUUACCAAUGUAAAGAAUGUGGCAAGACCUUUAGCCAGCACUCAUCCCUUAGAGAACAUCAAGGAAUUCAUACUGGACAGAAACCUUACCCAUGUACAGAAUGUGGCAAAGCCUUUAACUGGCCAUCAGCCCUUAAGAGACAUCACAGAAUUCAUAGAGGAGAGAAACCUUACCAAUGUAAAGAAUGUGGCAAGACCUUUAACCACCACUCAUCCCGUAGUAGACAUUACAAAACUCAUACUGGAGAGAAACCUUACCAAUAUGAACAAUGUGGGAAAACAUUUUAUCACUGUUCAACCUUGACUUAUUAACAUAGAAUUCAUACUAGAGCAAAGCUUCUAAAUGUUAAGAUUGUGACAGAAUUUUAAGGACUCAACUCUUAUUCCAUAUCAGAUAAUUCAUACUGAAGAGUAAUGAUACCCAUUGGGAAUGUGGCAAGAUAUUAAAGCAAUGCUUAAACCUGGAUUCUUCAUCAGAGAAUAUAUACUGGAGAUGAUUUUACCAAUACAAAGAAUUUGGCAAGCCUUUUAAUCAGUACUCAAACCUCAUUCAACAUCACAGAAUUCAUACUCCAGAGAAAAAUGAUAACAAAUGUGGUAAAAACGUGUUUCAGACUGCUCAAGCCUUACUCAUCAUCACAGUUCCUGCUGUGGAGAGACAUUACAAAUGUAAUGAAUGUGGGAAACCUCUAGCUGGAACUCACAACUACCUCAACAUCACAGUUAUUAUACAGGAGUGAAACUGUAAAAUGUAAAAAGAGUGGCUGAUCUUUAGCUGGAAUUCAGUCAUGACCCAGUAUUCCCAAAUGCAUACUCGGGGAUAAUGUAUGAAUAAGGAAAGACCUUUUUGAAUAUACACUUUAGAAAACAAAUCAUACAGAGAGGAAAGUAACCUGAAAGAUAUAAAUAUUUGGUCAUCUAAUUACCUGAACAUCAACUGUCAAUAAAUGUCACAGAAGUCACACUAGAAAGGAGUACAUUGGUCACUCUAUUCCUACAUAAUUCUCCAUAAAAAUACUUAACCAUAUGGGAUAAAACAAAAUUGAACACUUAGAUAUCGAAUAUGCGGGUAUGCCUGAAAAUAGACACGGGGCUGUUUUUUGCAUAGGAAUAAGUAAUUUCAAUGUGCUUUUGUUUUACCUUGGACCUUUUUAAGAUGUUGACUACAAGUAUUAAUGUAUUUGUGCUCUGAAAUCACUUCAGAAAAUUCACUGAUUCCCAGUGGGUGUUGAAAGUAUGUGGCUGAUUCUUCCUGCAUCAAAGAUAUCAGAUGCCCUUCCCUCUUAGGUGGGACUCCUGCAUACCUGAUUUUCCAUGGAAGAUGGAGGACAAUAUCAUGUACAAUCUAUGAACAAACCUAACUGGAGAUGUCACUCAUGUUUCUAACACUGAUGUAAGUUAUUACGAAAUGAGUGUUCAGAACAUCAUUCUUGAACAUUUAUUAAAACAAAACGUUUCUGAAUGUUAUAAAAAAAGUGUUAUAGUUAUUGGU
This is a messenger RNA of Leopardus geoffroyi (Geoffroy's cat), 3495 nucleotides long. Its product is annotated as zinc finger protein 883-like. Gene Ontology annotation, biological process: regulation of DNA-templated transcription. The record is from RefSeq and is a predicted model, not a curated record. Lineage: Eukaryota; Metazoa; Chordata; Mammalia; Carnivora; Felidae.